Messenger RNA from Leopardus geoffroyi (Geoffroy's cat), 1107 nucleotides. RefSeq names its product butyrophilin subfamily 1 member A1-like. Gene Ontology annotation, molecular function: protein binding. The record is from RefSeq and is a predicted model, not a curated record. The transcript is spliced from 9 exons. The coding region runs from base 211 to 1107 and encodes 298 amino acids. Lineage: Eukaryota; Metazoa; Chordata; Mammalia; Carnivora; Felidae.
CCUAACUACAGAACUCAGGAACAGCAUACCUUUAUGUGACUGACACUUCUGUCUGACCCAGGAUAUUGCCCUGGGUGGCAUAAUCUCUCAUCCCUGUGCUUGUAUAAAGAACACAAAGACAUUUCAGAAUCCUGCCAACGCAGCUCAGAACAGAGUUGGGAAUUUCUUUUAGGCCACGAGUGACGGACCUGAAAAGAACUCCUUCCUAAGAUGGUGACUCAGCAAACAGGUCUAGAUACAAAUUCACUUAUGAAUAAUGAGACACAUAAAAGUUGUUUGCCUUCUCUCCAAGAGCAGCCCCAAUGUCUGCAGGGUCUUCUGGAGCCAAGCCCACUGAUGACAAUUAAAGUCCAGGAAUUCCACCCUGAAGCAGAUGUAAACACCUAUCCUCUCUUACGUCUAGGGAUCAUCAUUUUUAUUAUUUUCCUGUGCAAAAACGAAUAUUGUAAUAGUGGUGAACUUAGGAAAGAAAAUGAAAAAUUUCAAAUGGAAAUUGAUCAAAGAAGAACCCAAUUUAGGAAUGGCUGGCAGAAGGCAUCAUUGUACCCUGACUGGAGGAAAGAAUUUUUCCAGGCUGUGAAUGUUAUUCUGGAUCCAGCCACAGCCCAUGCUGCCCUCGUCUUGUCUGAAGGCAACAAAUGUGUAACCUGUGGAGAGGAAUCUCAAGAUCUACCUAAAGAUCCACAGAGACUGAAUUCCCUUCCCUGUGUUCUGGGUCACUCAGUAUUCACCUCAGGGAGGUGGUACUGGGAAGUAGAUGUCAGAGACAGUGGAGCCUGGGACCUGGGAAUAUGCAGGUCUAAUGUAAUGAGGCAGGGGAAGAUUUGUGUGAAACCCGAGAAUGGUUUCUGGGCCAUCAGGUCUUACAAGGAUGAGUACUGGGUACUCACUUCUCCAGAAAUGCAGCUUACUCUAAAAGAGCACCCUACCAGAGUGUGUAUUUUCUUAGACUAUGAAGGUGGAUGUAUCUCAUUCUACAAUAUGAUGGAUAAAUCCCACAUUUACACCUUCUCUCAAGGUCCUUUUAAUGUGUCUCUAAGGCCUUUUUUCAGGCUUUGGCUUGGUUAUUCAAAAAGUUUGACCAUCUGUCCAGUGCCCAAUGCAUGA